ACUGAGCUCUUUUGCCCCAGUAGCCUACACAAUCUUACAUUUAUUACCAUUCCGUCGCGAUCGAUUAGGAUUAAUCUCCACCCAGUUCAAUGCUCAGCGGCUUUAUCUGUUCUCACAUUCACGUACUGCAUCAAGCCGGUCCCAGCGUACUAUCUUCUUCCACAGAUACCAUACAUCAUAACUUACUAACAAUUCUGCAUUUUGUUCUCGUGUUUGCUUCCCAUUCGUCAUAUAUGGCUGAGCUUUCGGACCAUGAUUGUGAUAUCAUCGCAAAUCUUCCUCUAAGCAACUCACUAUACCGAUUACAAGAUCUACUUCAAGAAGCAGAACAAAAAUAUAAUGACACCUCUGACCCUCGGGAUGAAAUUUGCCAACAGGCAAUAUCAAAACUCCUUACCACCUUGAUGGGGGAGAGAGCUGCGUUCAAACUUGGCUCACGAACCGGCGAUGAAAACCUUGCUUCCGAUCUCGCCAGUUUAUUCAGGCGCCUCCAACAAGGCCACCUCACCUAUGACCACUGCCGAGCGUUGAAAGGUUCUGAGCAGACAUGUGAGUUGGUGAAUCCAAGAAUCUUUGAGGAGAUAUGUGGCUGCACAUUUCGAGAUGUCGAGGGCUUCUUUGACAAAUACUUUGAGAAGAAAGAUUGGAGUGACAAAGUAGAUAUCAUUUGUCAACGCGUGCUGGACCCAGACAGUGAUGCCAAAUUCUCAUGGGUGUCGGACAGGCGGCGGCCGGAGACGGAACUCCUCGAGCUAGCAGGCCAAAAAAAUGUCCAAGGGGUCGCAAGGAUCAUCGGCCACAGUACCAUCACUUGUAUCGCCGACAUGCGCUGCGGCCUGACCUUCAACAAGCGCCACGACUUCAAAAGCGCACCCCCCAGCAGGGCCUCCUCAUUUCAUCAAUCUCAGCCGCUCGCCGAGCCCUGUCGCUUAGAUAUCCGUCGAAAGUCAUCUUCCAGGAAGCGCAGAUCCCCGGACAAGGGGCUGCAGGCGUCCAAACGAUCACGUUCCAUCAAUAAACCGUUGAGGGACACCACCCAGCAGAAGGACGAACUAGCUUUCUCCGUUCAGUCAGCACACAAGCCGAGCCUCUUCAAUAAGAAUGGUGAGGAACUGUAUGAUAACCGUGUCCUCCGCUGUCUUGUGAUAUCACCCACUGGCCGGCCGAUCUACAAGUAUGAAUCACCCUUAGAGCUGCUCAUGGCACUUCGCGAUGCAAUAAAGGCGCAUCAGUCUCUUUAUCUGGAUGGAAACAUUCUUCAUCGGGAUAUUUCAGAGAACAAUAUAAUAAUAACUGAUCCGGAAAAGGCGGAUGGUCACUCUGGAAUGCUAAUCGAUCUGGAUCUUGCUAAAGAAGUUGGUAGUGGGCGAAGCGGCGCACGGCACCAGACUGGCACAAUGGAGUUCAUGGCAAUCGAGGUGCUGCUUAAUAUCGAUCAUACCUAUCGGCAUGACCUCGAGUCUUUCCUUUACGUGCUUAUCUGGCAGUGCGCCCGUCAUGGCUGGGGGAAGAAUAACCAUCCUAAGGAUAGUAAACUUCGUGCCUGGUAUACUGGUAACUAUGAGGACAUUGCAAAUGCCAAGCUUGGUCAUAUGAGCAAAGCUGAAAAUAUGGGAUUCGGGUUCAUUUUGAGGGAGUUUCCUCCAAAGUUCCGUGAUGUUUUACCACUUUGUGAGGCUCUACGAGACAUACUCUUUCCUUACAAUGACAAAGGUCUUAUUGUUGGCACUCCUCAAGACCCAAACCGCUUAUAUGAUCCUAUUAUUAAGGCAUAUGAUGACACAAUUGCCCAAUUUGAACUUGAGACCCUCACUAGUGAUAAAUAUGUUUAG
Molecule: messenger RNA, 1832 nt
Organism: Blastomyces gilchristii SLH14081
Lineage: Eukaryota; Fungi; Ascomycota; Eurotiomycetes; Onygenales; Ajellomycetaceae
Product: serine/threonine-protein kinase Sgk2
Exons: 3
Coding region: 90-1832 (580 amino acids)
Biological process (GO): protein phosphorylation
Molecular function (GO): protein kinase activity
Source: RefSeq, a predicted model, not a curated record